AUGGGGAUCAUCAACUGGGUGCAGAACCGCCUCAACACCAAGCAGGAGAAGAAACGAUCGGCCGCCGGCGCCGCUGCCGCCAGCUCGGCUCGCAAUGCCCCGGACUGGGAGAAGAGUUGCCGCGGCCAGGCCGACGACGAGCUCCCCGGCGACUGGAGCAUGCUCUCCAUCGGAACCCUCGGCAACGAGCCCACGCCGGCGCCGGCGCCAGAUCAGGCUGUGCCGGACUUCACCAUCGAGGAGGUGAAGAAGCUGCAGGACGCGCUGAACAAGCUACUCCGGCGCGCCAAGUCCAAGUCCAGCUCCCGCGGCUCCACCGCCGGCGCCGGCGACGAGGAACAGAACCUGCCGCUCGACAGGUUCCUCAACUGCCCCUCCAGCCUCGAGGUCGACCGGCGGCUCUCGCUCAGGCUGCAAGCCGCCGACGGGGGACAGAACGGGGAGUUCUCGCCUGACACGCAGAUCAUACUCAGCAAGGCCAGGGAGCUCCUCGUCAGCACCAACGGCAAUGGCGGGGGCGUCAAGCAGAAGUCCUUCAAGUUCCUCCUCAAGAACAUGUUCGCCUGCCGGGGCGGCUUCCCGCCGCAGCCCAGCCUCAAGGAUCCAGUUGAAACAAAAUUGGAGAAGUUGUUUAAGACGAUGCUUCAAAAGAAGAUGAGCGUCCCUCGCCCGAGCAACGCGGCAUCGUCGUCGAGGAAGUAUUACCUAGAGGAUAAACCAAUGGGGAGGAUCCACAUGGAUGGUAGCCACGAGGAGGAGGAGGAUUACAAUGUUGAAGAUAUCUUCAAGUGGGACAAAACCGAUUCAGAUUUCAUUGUUCUUGAGGUGUAAAGCGAGACCAGACACACAAGGUUAAGAUCAUUAUGAUGUGAAACGAUUACAUGGAUGUUAUAGUGCGAUCGACGCUGCAGUAAUCCCGAUGAUACACGUUGAACGAUCAGCCAGAGGAUACAGGAUGGAAUGCGCGAGGGCGCACUACUGAAUGAAGAACACGCCUCGACACGCACAAGAUUUGAUCUGCUGUUCAUAGGAGGAAAUCAGUUUUCAGCUUAAUUAGUUUUACUCCUUUUGCUUCUUCUUUUUUGAGGGAUUGCUCCCUUUAAUUUUUGUUUCAGAGGCAUGAUAUAUCCAUGCAUGUUCCAUGUAUACUCCCCUUAUAUAUAUAUAAUUCCACAAGAUUUAAA
Molecule: messenger RNA, 1184 nt
Organism: Hordeum vulgare subsp. vulgare (domesticated barley)
Lineage: Eukaryota; Viridiplantae; Streptophyta; Magnoliopsida; Poales; Poaceae
Product: protein NEGATIVE GRAVITROPIC RESPONSE OF ROOTS-like
Exons: 6
Coding region: 1-831 (276 amino acids)
Biological process (GO): regulation of growth; gravitropism
Source: RefSeq, a predicted model, not a curated record